AUGGCGGCGGCGGCGCUGCCCCUCCUCCUCCUGCUGGCCCUCGCCGCGGCGGCGCGGGCGACGGACCCCUCCGUCUUCCUCGACUGGGACGUCUCCUACAUCACCGCAUCCCCCCUCGGCGUGCCGCAGAAGGUGAUCGCAGUCAACAAGCAGUUCCCCGGCCCCGUCGUCAACGUCACCACAAACUACAACGUCGCCGUCAACGUACUCAACAGCCUCGACGAGCCGCUCCUAAUCACCUGGGAUGGGAUCCAGCAACGGAAGAACUGCUGGCAAGAUGGCGUUCUGGGCACCAACUGCCCCAUACCGCCCGGCUGGAACUGGACCUACAACUUCCAGGUCAAGGACCAGAUCGGGAGCUUCUUCUACUUCCCGCCACUCACCAUGCAGCGUGCCGCCGGAGGCUUCGGGGGCAUCACCGUCAACAACCGCGCCGUCAUCUCCGUCCCGUUCGACACGCCUGACGGGGACAUCACGCUUUUCAUCGGCGACUGGUACAAGAAGAACCACACGGACCUGAGGAAGAUCCUCGAUGACGGGAAGGAGCUCGGGAUGCCUGACGGUGUUUUGAUGAACGGCAAGGGGCCUUAUAGGUACAAUGACUCCCUCGUCCCGGAUAGCAUCGAGUAUACAACAAUCAAUGUUGAGCCAGGGAAAACAUACCGCUUCCGUGUCCACAACGUGGGUACCUCAACGAGCUUGAACUUGAGGAUUCAGGGCCACAACAUGGCCCUUGUUGAGACAGAGGGUUCUUACACAAUGAAGCAGAAUUUCACCAACCUCGACAUCCACGUGGGCCAGUCUUACUCCUUUUUAGUCAGCAUGGAUCAGAAUGCAAGCAGUGAUUAUUACAUCGUUGCCAGCGCUAGGUUUGUGAAUGAGUCGCUCUGGACCAGGGUUACGGGUGUCGCAAUUUUGCACUACUCAAAUUCAGAGGGCAAAGCAUCUGGCCCACUUCCUGAUCCACCAAAUGAUGAGUAUGACAAAACUUUCUCCAUGAACCAGGCACGGUCAAUCAGGAUGAAUGUGAGCACUGGUGCUGCUCGUCCUAAUCCUCAAGGAUCAUUUCACUAUGGCCAAAUCAACGUGACCCAAGUUUACAAGUUAAGAAAUGAGCCUCCUCUUACCAUCAAUGGAAAGAAACGGACUACACUGAAUGGUAUCUCGUAUUCCCCACCUGCUACUCCUCUGAGGUUGGCAGACCUCGAUGGUAAGGAAGGAGUAUAUGCACUUGACUUCCCAACUAUGCCAUCUGAUGGGCCACCGGUGAUUGGAUCAUCUAUCAUCAAUUCCACAUACAAGAACUUCAUGGAAAUUGUAUUUCAGAACAAUGACACUAAAGUACAGACCUACCAUAUUGAUGGAUAUGCAUUUUGGGUCGUGGGAAUGGACUACGGUGAGUGGACCGACAAUAGCCGUGGGACGUACAACAAAUGGGAUGGCGUUUCUCGUUGCACCACUCAGGUAUUUCCUGGAGCGUGGACUGCUGUCCUACUGUCACUUGACAGCCCUGGUUUCUGGAACGUGCGCACAGAAAAUCUGGACACGUGGUAUCUAGGCCAGGAGACUUACAUAAGGGUUGUAGAUCCUGAUGGAGGUUACAACGUUACCGAGGUGGUGGCUCCAAAGAACAUGCUCUAUUGUGGUCUCCUCAAGGAUAAACAAAAGGCUCAGAAGCCUCACGGGUCAUCAGCUUCAUCAUCCCCUGCGCUAAAACAGAAUGGCAACUACUUGGUGGCAGCUUUGGUCUCGCUGGUAGCGUUGGCGGUUGUUGCACAUUGAAGUAAUUUGCCAGCUAGGUGCUAGAUCAUCUGCUGUCUGCAAGGUAGGAAAAUUGGGCAUGUAGUUCGAGUUCGCAGGUUCCGUCAAUUGGGAGGAAACCCUGCCAUUGUGCAUCAGGGAAUUUGUUGUGAUUUUAACAGAACUGUGUACUGCCUGUCACUCCGCAAUUGGGAGUGGUGUGCUGCCUUGAGAUGAUUUUUCUGUCUCAGAUUCAUUUAGCUAGGCUUGUGAAGAUUCGGAUAUUGGUUGGUGCUAUUUCA
Lolium rigidum is the source of this 2042-nucleotide messenger RNA. Its product is annotated as monocopper oxidase-like protein SKU5. Bases 1 to 1782 code for a protein of 593 amino acids. Gene Ontology annotation, molecular function: oxidoreductase activity; copper ion binding. NCBI's taxonomy places the organism in Eukaryota, Viridiplantae, Streptophyta, Magnoliopsida, Poales, Poaceae. The transcript is spliced from 9 exons. The record is from RefSeq and is a predicted model, not a curated record.